AUGUUUCGUUUGUUAGUUCCUUUCCGGUGCAAAUCACAAAAUGUACCGAAAGAAUUAAACUUACUUCAAAAACUAAGAUAUCCUUUAUAUCUUAGUUUAUCUUCUGGAAUUUUAUAUCAUAGUUUUAAGUCUCCAGAUAAGCAUACUUGUCCAACUUUAUUUGAAAAUAAAGACAAACAAAAAGAGAUCACUCAUCCUACUUUGGCAGAUUUGAUCCUUUUAUUCAGUGAUCAAGAUAAUCAGUCAUUUAAUAAAUUACCUAAUGAAGCGAAAAUGAAUCGGCUAUUGAAAAUUAAUCAAGAUAUUGAAGAUGAGCUACCACUGUUUUUUGAAAAAACCCUUUUUAAUGAAUUACCAAAAAAUUUGCUAGAUUCUGAUACUGUUGUUUAUUAUGAAAAAAGAAAUGGUUCCGUCUGCAGAUUGAGAGGUGAGUCCUGGAUUCGUGCUUUAGUAGUGGCUAGUCGGGCCUAUUUUUCCAUGCGCUCAUAUGGUCGUCGACUAGAAUUGACUAGUAUUUUAUCUGAUACAGAAAGGUGGGAAGUCGAAGUUUGUUUUCGGAUCGUUCUGUUACCUUCACCAUCCAAAAGAGAAUCUCAUUUACCUUCAGACAAAUUAUUAGAAAGAUUAGAACAGCGAGCUCAGUGGCGUAAUUUUCGAGCUACUUUCUAUUUGUCUGAUUCCGGUAAAAUUAAUGCCAUAAAACUCACGCAGUUACUACCUCCGUUCAAGGAUUCAACUGCUUUAUAUCCUUUGAAUCAACUGACAAUUAAGAAAAUUCUUGCUCCCAGUCUAUCUGGUCGACGUCAUUUACCCACUCCUACUUCUCAUGGUUUUGGAGAAUUAUCAUUACAACGUAACGAUGACAUCAGUAAUUAUGGUAAUCAUAAUGAUGGCGUUAUAUUUUGGACACUGGGUAAUGUUAAGUAUUGGUUCCACGUAGUUGAUAAGAUUGUCAAACCAUUUGAUAUAGUUAUUACUUCCCUUCCCGACGAUCAAGCUCACUCUGAUCUUGUGGGGAAAGAACAAACUGCUUGCAUUUGUCUGUCAAACGAUCAUCCGACGACAUGUGAUCAUACUACAAAUUAUAUACCACCUGUUCAAACUCCUUGUCAAUCGUUUUCAUUGAACUCUAUUUUAUUAGAAUUCUAUAUGAAACAUUCUCCAUCAAUUAGGAAUAAUAGCCAGAUUACAACAGAUAAACAACGAAGUUUGAAAAUGUAUUCUACAUCCUAUGGUCCAUAUAUAUAUCCAGCUUUUUAUUCAUUAGACAAUUCAACUAAAUCAAAUCACAUUCCUAUGGUAGAACAAUUCAACUUAUCUAACUGUUUUGCUUCUUUCCCUUCAUCUAGUGAUAUGUCCUCUGUAUUUUACUUAUGCAAACUCUAUAUUUAA
Schistosoma margrebowiei is the source of this 1392-nucleotide messenger RNA. Lineage: Eukaryota; Metazoa; Platyhelminthes; Trematoda; Strigeidida; Schistosomatidae. The record is from the annotation of a GenBank genome assembly.